GACCAAUCUAUCUUCUCUUUCCAUCUCAUUAUCUUGACUUCCUCUUUCCCCCCAUUCUCCACCAUACAAUAUCUCAGUAAUCGAUUCGAUCGCUACAACCAGCCAUCUAUGGACUAGAUGAUCACGACCCAAAGACAAGCAUAGGCAUUCGCCAUUGCCUAGAGUUCACUACCAGCAGAGAUGUCCGGAUCUUCGAGUAUUGGCAGCGGCUACUCUGCCAACAGCGCCUAUGGCAUGAAUAUGAGCAUGGCGAACAGCUCUGCAGGAGUCCUACAGGCAUCGAGCAGCAACUCGACUUAUGCAGUGAUCAACCAGCUCAAGUUUUUGGCCGCGAAAUCAAUACGAUCGUCCGCAAUCAUCCUCGCUGUGUUCAACACAAUCGCAGCUUUCGCCACAGCGAUGGGUAUCCUAUAUGAUUGUUACCAGAGAGCCAAGAGGAACAGCCCAAGAGGUCAGAAAGUGUCUCUACUUACUUGUGUCAAGGGUGCAGAGACAUAUCCAUUCUUCUUGUCAUUGGCCAUCGUGAUUCAAGGCAUAAUCUUCGCAGUAUCUCAGUCAAGAGGACUAGACGGGCUCUUCGCUAAGGGAUGCGCUCUGAUCUCGCAGUUCAUGCUGCCAGCGGUCUUCAUCGUACCGUUCCUCCAACUCAUAUUCGGCAUCGAGCUUACUCUUCGUGGCUUUCGAAGGAUACCGUUUCCCAGCAGGGGACAUUGGACCGUGGCCAUCUGUUUAGCUGUGUGGUCAACGCUCCUCGUAAUUACUGGUCUGGUCACCUUUUUUAUCCCAUCCGCGGAUUUCUGCUUUGCAUCUCUGUUUUGGUUCGUUGCGAAGUGGGCAGAAGGCGGUUUUGCACUGUUCACAGUCAUUUCUGUUGUCCUUGUAGGAUGUGUCAUCACGGUUUUCUUGAAGUUAACCAGGCAUUCCACUAUCGAGACAAGCACUAGAGUUGAAGCUUCGCGAAUGGUCUACUUCCUUUCCGUAGCCAUUGUUUCUAACGUGUUCUUGGUGCCAUUUUUUGCCUAUCUCACCUUUAGCAAUCCGAAUGAUAACGACGGAAACAAUGGCCUUACACUGUCCAUGAUUGCCCAAGUAGUGGCAAAUGUAUCUGGGCUAAUGAACGGUGGCCUUCACCUUUGCUUCAGAGCUAAUAUCAUAUCUACUAUUGCGCCUAAAGACAAGCUUGCCGAAUAUGAAAGACAACAAUUAAAACACAAAAUUCGGAAGGCAGACCCAGGAUACGACUUUUCCAGUAUCGCGCUACAACCAGUCAGCUCCCCAAAGACCUUGCAAAGGGUAGACAGCGAAGAGACCCUGGUAAAACGAUACGAAAAGGACGAAGAAGCAUUGAUCGAGUCUCCUUCCACAAAAGCAUAUGAAUACAGCCCGACGCCUUUGAGAUCGAAUGGCGUAUUUCCAACUAUUUCAAUACCACGUGCACCGGAACCUGCUGAGUUACCAAAUGCCACUCCCUCAAUAAGCUUUCCUAAGCGACGACCUUCCACGUCGUACUCGUUGUUUCCCAACCAAAACAUCGCCAACACCCAAUCGAUUACAAUACUGCCACCCACAACUUACUCGCCUGUUGAGAACAACAAUAACAGUCUGUUUGAUGAUUUCAACAGUCUGAAGCCGCCGCCUUCCAUCAAGAGUCGCCACCUGCGAAACUCGUCCCUUGUUUCGUCGGCUACGGUCCAGAUCGGCCUCCGCUUCUCCAACGUCGCGGACAUGCCGCCAAUGGCAGCCUCGAACGUAAAAAAUGCCGAGAGAGUGCAUAAUCUGGACUGCCCAAAGGCUAUUCGGCCAACUCCGAUGGCAUCGUUCUCGCCAGCAAGUGAGCCCGUCUCGCCUUUCGAGCCCUCCAGCCCCAUCAGCCAAGUCAGCUCACGGGAUCCUGUCAAGAAUGCAAGGAUGAAGACCUUGCCACCAGUCCCACGCCAAGUCACUCUUAUGCAGGAAACACCAUUGGCACCGGAGGACGAAGAGGGAUCCCUCACCUUGAGCUCUGCAGUAUACAGACCGGAGAGCCCCACCAAGAAGGUGCCCAGUCCCAAGGGAGUUGGAUUUCAGUUUCCACCCCCCAAGCGGGUGAACACCACCCCUGUUCAAAACUCGUCAAGAACCGCCCCUCCUCGGAGUCGUGGCAACUCCGAUGCUGCACAGAGCAGAGGUGACUGGAUCUAAAAGAGUGUUUGCUGUCAUU
Messenger RNA from Truncatella angustata, 2200 nucleotides. RefSeq lists its product as uncharacterized. Bases 181 to 2181 code for a protein of 666 amino acids. The transcript is spliced from 4 exons. The record is from RefSeq and is a predicted model, not a curated record. Lineage: Eukaryota; Fungi; Ascomycota; Sordariomycetes; Amphisphaeriales; Sporocadaceae.